AUGAAGUAUGACAGAACCAAAGACCCCCAGGAACACCUGACGGCCUUCGAGGCUAGGAUGAACCUAGAAGGAGCAGCUGACGCAGUCCGAUGCAGAGCCUUUCCGGUAACCCUAGCCGGACCAGCCAUUAAAUGGUUCAACGCCCUCCCUAACGGAGCUAUAGCCAGUUUCCACGACAUCUCGCGAAGGUUCAUGGCCCAAUUUACAACCAGAAUCACUAAAGCCAAACGCCCCAUCAGCCUGCUAGGGAUCACACAGAAACAGGACGAGUCUACGAGGAAAUACCUCGACCGCUUCAAUGACAAAUGCCUAAUGGUCGACGGACUCACGGACUCCGUCGCAAGCCUCUACUUAACCAACGGGCUCAUGAAUGAAGAUUUCCGCAAGCACCUCACUACCAAACCAGUGUGGACCAUGCACAAGAUCCAAAAUGUUGCCAAGGAUUACAUCAAUGACGAGGAGGUCAGCCAGGUCGUCGCUGCCAACAAGCGGCAACACAACCACACCCAACACGGCAACUCGGCACCACGACAUAACCCACCACCCAGAGAAAAUCAAAGAGACCACCCCAAAUUAACAAACACAAGCCGACCACCAAGAAUCGGCAAAUUCUCUAAUUACACGCCCCUGACAGCACCAAUUACCGAGAUAUACCACCAAAUAGCAGAUUGA
Molecule: messenger RNA, 672 nt
Organism: Arachis duranensis
Lineage: Eukaryota; Viridiplantae; Streptophyta; Magnoliopsida; Fabales; Fabaceae
Exons: 1
Coding region: 1-672 (223 amino acids)
Source: RefSeq, a predicted model, not a curated record